ACGUGAACCGCGGUGAUUUAAUUGGUCGGUGUCACGUGUCUGUCACGUGACACGGCUGUCGGGGCCCUAGCAGCGUACACAGCAGCAGGCUGCGGGCAGAGGAAGAAGCAGUAACAGAGCGGUCCUCCAUGGGAUCACCGAGGCGGCUUGUAAAGACAGAUUGUCUGAGGUGAUGACGUUACCGGGAGAAGCGGCCCUCCUGCGGGCUGACAGCUGAUGGAGUCCCUGCUCCUCCUCUCACACACGGCCGGGGUCGCAUGAGGAGGACGAACACGGAGCCCUGAAAUGACACACUGAACUCGACUGAAACGUUACUUACACCAACUGGAACUUCAUUUUUUUUUUUUUUUUGUUGAUUGCAUUCCUGGGGUCUGGAAGUCUGGAAUCUGCCACAGCGAGUCUUUAAAUAAUCAUCCUCAUCUGUUGCCUUGUCAUUUUAAACACCGCCAACAAGGCCGCUCACUGAUCAGACGCGUCACAAUGACUUGAACGAGUGCCUUUUCGCUGUGCAUGCAGCCCGAUACAGCUGCGCUGAAGUCCACAGCCGCGUGACCUCCUCUGUACCUUUUUGGGAAGUGUUCCCUUAUCACCGUAUAAACCGUUACUGUAAAUAACCCGAGACUGCCGAGGGGAAAACGCAAGUACUAUGCACCGUUGUCGCCGUCUCACAUCCGACACCGAACCGGUAAUUUAAGCGGAGGACAGGCGCUCAUAGCAGUACCGACCCCUCCUGAAGAACCGCCGACAUCCCUCCCAGGGUAUAUUUUGCAUUUUUCAUCUAGGGGCUUCAAGGAGAGCUACAGGGAUGUUCGCCGCCGUGGAGCAUGGCCCGGUCCUCUGCAGCGACUCCAACAUCCUGUGCUUGUCCUGGAAGGGCCGUGUGCCAAAGAGCGAGAAGGAGAAGCCGGUGUGCAGGAAACGCUACUACGAGGAGGGCUGGCUGGCCACCGGCAACGGUCGAGGAGUCGUCGGGGUCACGUUCACGUCCAGCCACUGCAGACGGGACCGGCCGACCCCGCAGAGGGUCAACUUCAACCUCAGAGGACACAACAGCGAGGUGGUCUUGGUGCGAUGGAAUGAGCCCUUCCAGAAGCUGGCUACCUGUGAUACAGACGGAGGGAUCUUUGUUUGGAUCCAGUAUGAAGGCCGCUGGUCCGUGGAGCUGGUCAAUGACCGUGGAGCCCAGGUGAGUGACUUCACGUGGUCCCACGAUGGCACCCAGGCGCUCAUCUCUUACCGGGAUGGCUUCGUGCUGGUGGGAUCCGUCAGCGGGCAAAGGCACUGGUCCUCCGAGAUCAACCUCGAAAGCCAGAUCACAUGUGGUAUCUGGACCCCCGAUGACCAGCAGGUGUUGUUUGGUACUGCAGAUGGACAGGUGAUCGUGAUGGACUGCCAUGGGCGCAUGCUGGCCCACAUUCUGCUGCAUGAGUCGGAUGGCAUCGUCAGCAUGUCCUGGAACUACCCCAAUUUCCUGGUGGAGGACAGCAGUGAGAGCGACACGGACUCUGAUGACUACUCCCCACCGCAAGUGCGCAGCCAGAAACCACUGCUAACAGUCAGCUUCACUUCUGGAGACAUCAGCCUGAUGAACAACUAUGACGACCUCUCUCCCAUCCUCAUCCGCACCGGUCUGAAAGAUGUGGUGGUCCAAUGGUGCUCGCAGGGGGACCUCCUCGCAGUGGCGGGGAUGGAGAAGACCCUCCUCUCCGCCGAGCCCUCCUGCCCUCCCACCACCAGGAACGCACUCGUUAAGUUCUACAACGUUGGGGGUGAACACAUCUACACACUGGACACACCAGCACAGCGGCCUAUCACCACGCUGUGCUGGGGUCACCGGGACUCUCGUCUGUUCUUGGCGUGUGGCUCGGCGCUCUACCUGGUGCGAGUGGAGCACCGCGUCUCCAACCUGCAGCUGCUCUGCCAGCAAAGCAUCGCCACAGCGGUGAAGGAGGAAAAAGAUGUCGCCAAGCUCACCAUGCCUUUCCGCCUCUGCUCUUACGUCACAGCUGCUUUUGUGCCCACCAUCAAGCCCCCCAUCCCUGAGCCCAACAACAUGCGGGAUUUCGUGAGCUACCCAACAUCUGGAAACGAGCGUCUGCACUGUACAAUGAAGCGUACGGAAGAUAACCCGGAGGUGGGGGGACCCUGCUACACUCUUUACCUGGAGUAUCUAGGAGGUCUGGUGCCUAUCCUAAAAGGCCGUCGAAUAAGUAAGCUGCGUCCAGAGUUUGUCAUCAUGGACCCCAAGACAGAUGGGAAAACAGAUGAGAUGUACGGCAACAGUCUGAUAUCUGCCAUGAUUGACAGCUGUAACUGCUCAGACUCCAGUGACAUUGAGCUGAGCGACGACUGGGUUGGCAAGAAAUCUCCAAAGAUAUCCAGGGGUAGCAAAUCCCCCAAACUGCCCAGAGACUUAGUUUGUCCCUUUACCAACAGGAUCAACAUUGAUCCCAGAAAAUCUCCCAAGCUAUCCCGCACUACACAAGAGAUAUCCAGGUCGCCGCGGUUACCAAUACGGAAACCCUCAAUUGGUUCACCCAGUCUCACACGAAGGGAAUUUCCUCUGGAUGACAUCACUCAGCAAAAUUAUCUUGCUCAGGUCACAUCCAAUAUUUGGGGAACAAAGUUCAAGAUUGUGGGACUUUCUACAUUCUUGCCAACUAAUCUUGGUGCAGUCAUUUAUAAGACAAGCCUCCUCCAUCUACAGCCCAGACAGAUGACCAUCUACCUGCCGGAAGUGCGUAAGAUCUCCAUGGACUACAUCAAUCUCCCUGUCUUCAGCCCCAACGUCUUCAGUGAGGAUGAAGACGACCUACCUGUCACAGGCCCUGCUGGUGGCACGGAUGACAACCCGCCCUGCACUGUCAACAUACCCAUCGCGCCCAUCCACAGUCCCGCCCAGGCCAUGUCCCCCGCCCAAAACAUCGGUCUGGUCCAGUCACUUCUAGCCAAUCAAAAUGUUCAGCUGGAUGUCCUUACAAAUCCCACAUCAACCUCAGCUGGUGCUGCUGCCGGUGGCUCAGACCAAAGCCAGGACACCACCCUGACCGCCCAGUACACAGUUCCCACCAGGUACUCCAGUCCUGGUCAGGUCAUCUUCGGUGGACUUGAAAUGGGUCGCCUAAUGGUGGGGCCCCCACCUUCUCAUCAUUCUUCACAACAACAACAGCCGCAGCAACACCAUCAACCGCAACAGCCGCAGCAACACCAUCAACCGCAACAGCCGCAGCAACACCAUCAACCGCAACAGCCGCAGCAACACCAUCAACCGCAACAGCCGCAGCAACACCAUCAACCGCAACAGCCGCAGCAACAGCCGCAGCAACACCAUCAACCGCAGCAGCCGCAGCAACACCAUCAACCGCAGCAACCACUGCAACACCAUCAGCAACUGCAGCAACACCAUCAACUACAGCAGCAGCAACCACAGCAACACCAAUCACAACAGCAGCAGCAGCAGCAGCCACCACAGCAACACCAUCAACAGCAGCAUCACCAUCACCACCACCAACUACAACACCAACAACACAUUCAGCACCAGCACCAGCAGCUUCAGCAGCAACAACUCCAACAGCAGCAGCAGCAGAUACUCCAGCACCAACACUUACAACAGCAGCAGCAGCUUCAGCAACAACACAUACAGCAGCAGCUCCAACACAUGCAGCAGCAGCAUCAACAUCAGCUUCAGCAGCACAUACAACAGCAGCAGCAACUGCAACAGCAGCAUCAACAAAUUCAACAGCAACUGCAGCAACAAAUACAUCACCAACAGCAAUCACAACAGCAUCAGAUUCAGCAACAUCAACAGCACCACCAUCAACUCCAGCAGCAGUUUCAGAUUCAAAUCCCCGUCCCCCCCAUGUCGUCGGGACAGCUGUCAGGUGCAGCUGUGCACCAGCUUCCGCAGGGGGCGCUGCAGAUACAGAUCCCUCACCCCCCAACAGAAUUGGCGGCCGAGAGGGCGGUGGGGGGUGAACAGGAGCACCUGCUAAAAAUCAAAACCACUCGGUCGACACCACAAAUGGCUGAGGGUGAUACACUGGUGUUCAGUGCCCCUCUGGAGCUCAGCAAGAUGAAUCCCCCGCCCCCUUACCCUGGGACAGUGGCUGCCGCCGUGGCCGCUGCCGCUGCCGCUGCAGCAGCAACGUCGGCCUCGGCUGCAGCCUCCCAUCCUGCAUCUGGGUCAGGCGGGAGCGCCAACGGGACUUCUCCCCCUGGUGAGCUUUGUCUGAAGAAAGAGUUAUCGCUUUAUCCUUCAGGUCAGCAACUAGCGCAAUACCCCACACCACUUGGAUAUGAGAGGAUAACUACAUUCGACAGCAGUGGGAAUGUGGAGGAAGUCUGUCGUCCUCGGACGCGCCUCGUCUGCAAUCAGAAUGUCUACACACUGCAGGGACCUGGCAGCUCGGCCACUCUCAGGGUCACCUCCUCCUCCUCCGCCUCAGACAAGAAGAUCCAGCUGCCCUACACCUCUGCAACACUCAACAGGCUCACUGCCCCUCGCUAUUCCAUACCCAGUGGAGAUCCGCCCCCAUACCCUGACGCGGCCAAUCAGAACAGUGCUGUCGGCAGGAACCCCGGGCAGAGACUUGACAGCAGUCUGAUCCAUGCCACUCUCAGGAGGAACAGCCGAGAGGCCGCUCUCAAAGUUUCCCAGAUGCUGGAGCCACCCAGACCAUUGCCUCCAAAGGCUAAAAAUAAUAAUAGUGCACUAGCAGCCUCCUUCCAGCAGAGGGUGCCAACAGCCUUAUACACCUGCAGUCAGUGUAGCAGUGGAUCUAGUAUUGGAAGCACUGCCCCAGGGAGCACGAACGGAAUAGCGGGAGGAACUAUCAUCAGACAGGAUUUCCCUCCUGGGAAUGGGGCGCCACACAGCACAGUUAUUGUUCACUCCAACAGCACCACUCCUCUGGCCUCCCAGUCUUCUUACAGCCUUCUGAGCGCUCUUGAAGGUUCCUCAGCAGGAGGAGGAAAUAACCGAGACAGAGGUGAUUAUGUUAAUUCAGCAUUCACUGAGGAUGAAAGUCUGAACCAGUCACUGAGGAACCUGGCGCUCGUAGGCAAUGACGCACCGGGAAUGGUUGUCAAGCGGCCGCCUCCCUAUCAGUGGGACCCGGCCGCCACAGAGGAGGUGUGGGUUCCGCAGGAACGGACCGCAGCGCUGAAUCCCAAUGGACAUCCUGGACCCCACAAACCGCCCCCGCUUAUUCUUAGCCCGCCUCAGCACUUGGAUGUGUCCAGGCUGCCUUUUGUCCUUUCUCCAAAGUCGCCCACAAGCCCAAGUGCUGCGUCGUUUCAAGCUGCUGCAGCAGCGGCGGGCUACCAAAUCUCACUCCAGUACCCUCCAACGACUGCCUACUCUGGAGCACAGCUGCAGCCCAUACCAGGAUCACCACGCCCCUGCUCCUCACCAAAGGAGAUGGUGGCCCCUGUCCCCUUCCCACAACAGGAUGUGACCCUUGUAUUACCUCCUGGUUACCCGGCAAACCUUGCAAACCUGGCCUGUUGCCCGCUGCCACCCAUGUAUCCAGGAGGAAGUGCUUGUUCCGGUCUACCCAUCCCCCCGAUUUCCCUUCACACUCCUUGGGGUACUUACAAUUCUUGCCCGCCUAUGCCCAGUCCUGCAGUGCCACUACCGCCCAAAGCCUCCCACAUGGCAGUAGACAAAGUAAUUUCGCCGCCGACGCCUCCUCCCCCACCCCCACCGCCAGCAGAGCCGCAGAGCCACGAGGGAUUACAAGAGGCCACGGCAGAGGCCGGGGAAGCUUUUCAGGAGGUGCUUUCCUUGACUGAGAGCCCUGUCCCACAGCGGUCCGACAAGUUUGGCAAGAAGAACCGCAAGCGGGUCGAUGGGCGUGCAGAGGAGGCUAGCGUGCCACCUUUGGCCGAAGGGAGCAAGUUGAAGAAGGAGGGCCGAGCUUUAGGGGAUUUCAACUCGCUCAUCUCUAGUCCGCGGCUGGGAGGAAGGGACAAGAAGAAGGUCAAGGGACAGAAAGAGCAGCAGUUGAAGACCAAAAAGCUGAAUAAAGCCACUGCCAAUAGCGAGUUCCAGGACAGUUCAGAAAGCGAGCCGGAGCUGUUCAUCAGUGGGGAUGAGCUGCUCAAUCAGUGCCAGAGCGGUAAGAAGGGCUGGAAGAGUAAGAGGAACUUGAGGGCCGCCAGUGAGCUUGACGAGAUCAAGUGUCGAAAGGCCAACGAGAAGGAGGACCGAGGGCUGGGCAGCCAGGGUUUCGUGUACGUCAUGGCCAACAAGCAGCCGCUGUGGAACGAGGCCACGCAGGUCUACCAGCUGGACUUUGGGGGGCGUGUCACGCAGGAGUCUGCCAAGAACUUUCAAAUUGAGCUGGAGGGCAGACAGGUGAUGCAGUUCGGCAGGAUUGAUGGCAACGCCUACAUCCUGGACUUUCAGUAUCCCUUCUCUGCUGUGCAGGCUUUUGCAGUGGCUUUAGCCAACGUCACCCAACGCCUCAAAUGAGAUGUCGCCUCCCUGUCCACCCUGAGUUAUAUCCGGGAUUCUAACGCAAUCUGUUGAAGGGACACAGUUGUUUCCUUUGGGAUUCACUUUGAUUUUGAUGGGAAGGCUCCAAUCAGCCCUGGUCAUACAGAGGGGUACAAUCACGCUGCACUACACAAUGCUGCCACUAGAGUUGUUGCAAUAAGCAUUGGCUGCAUUUGCUAGGGAAGCCCUCGGAAUUGCUCCGUUCGGCAGUCCGUGGCACCUGGCAAUGCAUGUAGGGCCAAAGAGCUGAGUUUUGGUAAUCGUCAUGCAAAAUAAAUGCUGCUUUAGCUAGAAGAAGCUUUUAGACAUGAUAACCGAUUGGUUGACUGAGGGAAGAAUUGUCAAGGUGCAGCUUUCAAAAGAAGCCGCAGUAAUACUUGAAAACCAAACUCUGGAGAUCACCGCCGUGUUUUCCCUAGAGCGCACAGGUACUACUGGGCACUGAAAUCCAUUGCUGUACCAACUAUAGUGAAACAGUUACCACUUUAUUAUACUGCUAUUGCUUUUAGGAUUUAAUAUAAUUACUAAACAUCGUGGAGGGUAGCACAGUCUUUGUUUUUUUUCCUCUGCCAUUCCUUUUGUUACGGUCUGUCCAUCUCGGUUGGAAUUCAGGCUUAGAUUCAGGAGCACUACUAAGGUCACGCAUUUCACUGUAGUAAUAUGUGAGUCAAUUUUUAAAAAACGAGGGAGGUCAAGUAGUAAAUGGAGAUAAGUUGAACUGCAGUCUUUUCCAUAUAUUUUCCUGUGACUUUGAAGGAAGAAGUGUUACUCCAUGGAUUUAUUUAUAUGUACAUGUUGUUCCUUAUCUAUUCAGAAAUGAUUUUUUUACAUUAUUGUCAUUGUUAGGGUGUGAAGAUUGUACACCACAAUCAACAUGGUUUUCAACUCGCCUGCUUUAUUUGGGAGAACUGACUGAAUUUGAAUAUUAUUGCAUAGUCUGGAGUGAUUUAGGUGGAAGGGGUGUACUUAAUAGCUUCGACUGAUAUCUCCUGCACUUGGUGAAAUAUCUACAUACGGUGACACAGGCGCAAAAGAAGUCGCCAUGCCCGGAUUGAUUAACUUCUCCUCUGGCAUGAAGGGAUUUGUCACCUGCUGUCACUUCUGUGAAGUGAGUGUGUAGUUGUGGGGGGUGGUAUCGCUGUCCCUGCUCGUUGAGACCACACUAAACAUUUAAGCAAGGUACAGGAAAUAUUUUUCUGUAUUUCCCUUAUGCCAUUUCAUACUCUUUUCAGAAGUCAUGUAAAUAAAUAUCAGUCAUGUACAUGUUGUAAAAAAGACUUGGGCGACUUUGACGGAUGUCUGUUUACACCUGUCCUCACUGUGUAUUGAGGUGUAAUUUCAGGGGUGGAGUGACGCUGUAAAACCGUUUGUGUCAACUCCUACAACCACAAAAACAGGUCAACAGUGAAGCUGAGAUCAUUGUCGCUGAAUAUUUGAAAUCAGAACUCCAAUGAGGGAUGAAGCUUGAAAUCUGUUUAUUUAGUAAGCGGACACUGAAAUCUGAGAAGCUGUUUUUUCUUUUUUUCUUUUUUUCAGGCAGCCGAGCCUUUAUUUGUGCACAGAGACACCAAGCUGAUAGGACUGUGGGGAAAGAGUAAAUUAGUCACACUGCAAUUAUGUGAUUGGUAUAAAAUGAAACCCAUCUAAAUAGAGCAGUUACAUUAGGUCACUUUUAACCUUUGUGCCAAAAUAUGCAUAUGCUCAAAUGUAUAGUGGGGGGAGAAAUGGGUCCAGAGGGAGACGUAAUGCGAUUCUUUAUUUAAAGAAAUGCUAUCACUUUGGACCAGCUCUGCUUUGGUCUUUGAAUUGAGAUAAUGCAACUUUUUUUGCGUGAUCUCUGUAUCACAAGAUGCAUGUCUGUCAGAGGGGCGUUAUAGGGAUGUGGAUUGAAAAUAAGAAUUUCAAAAAGUCUCGUAUGACACUUAAAAAAAAAAGAAGAAAAAAAAAGAAAGUGAGCAUGUCAUGAAGAAAAUCUUUUUGUGUUAGUGUUUGUGCAAUAAUUUUCUUUGAGGAAAAAAUAUCCUUCAUCAAUUUUGACCAGUUUGAUGCCAUUUUUGAGUUCAGCCUCUCAGUUGCUGAUCUGUACAUUUUAUUUAUGAGAUUAUUUCCUGAAGGAGAUAUAGUAUCUAUAUAUACUGUAUAUUGUGGAGUUUUCUGAGCAUUUCUUUGUGUUGAUAAAAUUUGUGUAGCUUAAAUGGUGAGACGAGAACAUGGGGUUCGGUUGGGAUGGGGGCAAAUUUUCUGUGUUCUGUGAAGUUUGCAUUGGAUGGAAAAGAUGUGAAUGAGUAAGUGCCCAGUUUAGUGUAGUUUGUAGACUAGUUAUGUAAAGUGUAACUGUCAAGUUAAGGUGUGUUUGUAUUCAACUGUGCAGUCUACCAAUCCCAUCAGUGUUAAAUCUAUUAUAUUUAAGUGUGUGUGUGGUCAUGGCUUCUUACACAUACACACACAUACAUAAACAUUCACGUUAAUUCACAAGUCUAAGCCACCGAGUUCAUGUUAAGAAUUGCCUGUGGACUUAAACUAAGGAUUCACUUCAAACUGAUUUCAUGAGAUGACCUGUUUGUAGAUAAUGUAGGAUUCAGCUUUUCUUUAGAAAAGGUAUGUGCUUUGUAUUUAUAGAUGUAGACUUAAAUGACAAAAACACUUGAAAAGAGUCUGAUUCGGUGACUGAACGUUUAUAGUGAAUGGAUAGUAAGGCAUGCCAUGUAAAUUAUUUUAUAAUUGUAUAUGUCACGCAUCUUUUGAAUAAAAUGUCAUUGUUUUCUGAAAAAUG
This is a messenger RNA of Gasterosteus aculeatus aculeatus (three-spined stickleback), 9272 nucleotides long. RefSeq names its product TUB like protein 4a (gene tulp4a). The record is from RefSeq and is a predicted model, not a curated record. Gene Ontology annotation, molecular function: protein binding. Lineage: Eukaryota; Metazoa; Chordata; Actinopteri; Perciformes; Gasterosteidae.